AUGGACGAAGUGCCCAUUGUGACGGUCAAGUCAACAACACCCAUCCAUAAAACGAUCUAUUCGCACGUACUGCAACACGUCACAAUACAAGUCCAUGGAACCAUCUACGUCAAAAGCUAUUCAACACCAACACAUACACCAAAAUGCUACAUAUACAACGCCAUACAAAUUAUGGAAGCAAAAGAUUGGAAUGCAUGCCACUCUGGAAUGGAAUCAUUAACAACCUAUUCUCAGGACAGCUCAAAGGUGCUUGAAAGCAAACAAACCUGUAAAACUCAAUCUACUCCUCACUCACACGAUGGUUCUUGUAAUUCGUAG
Loa loa (African eye worm) is the source of this 318-nucleotide messenger RNA. RefSeq lists its product as hypothetical. The coding region runs from base 1 to 318 and encodes 105 amino acids. NCBI's taxonomy places the organism in Eukaryota, Metazoa, Nematoda, Chromadorea, Rhabditida, Onchocercidae. The transcript is spliced from 2 exons. The record is from RefSeq and is a predicted model, not a curated record.